GGCGGGGAAAUGAAAGAAAAUCGGCCACAGUGCGCAUGUGUGCGGGUGUGCUUUGGCUCUUCGGGUAAAGAUGGCGGAGCGCGGGUACAGCUUUUCGCUGACUACAUUCAGCCCAUCUGGUAAACUUGUCCAGAUUGAAUAUGCUUUGGCUGCUGUAGCUGGAGGAGCCCCGUCAGUGGGAAUUAAAGCUGCAAAUGGUGUGGUAUUAGCAACUGAGAAAAAACAGAAAUCCAUUCUGUAUGAUGAGCGAAGUGUACACAAAGUAGAACCAAUUACCAAGCAUAUAGGUUUGGUGUACAGCGGCAUGGGCCCAGAUUACAGAGUGCUUGUGCACAGAGCUCGAAAACUAGCUCAGCAGUACUAUCUUGUGUACCAAGAACCCAUUCCCACAGCUCAGCUGGUACAGAGAGUAGCUUCUGUGAUGCAAGAAUAUACUCAGUCAGGUGGUGUUCGUCCAUUUGGAGUUUCUUUACUUAUUUGUGGUUGGAAUGAAGGACGACCAUAUUUGUUUCAGUCAGAUCCAUCUGGAGCAUACUUUGCCUGGAAAGCUACAGCAAUGGGAAAGAACUAUGUAAAUGGGAAGACUUUCCUUGAGAAAAGAUAUAAUGAAGAUCUGGAACUUGAAGAUGCCAUUCAUACAGCCAUCUUAACCCUAAAGGAAAGCUUUGAAGGGCAAAUGACAGAGGAUAACAUAGAAGUUGGAAUCUGCAAUGAAGCUGGAUUUAGGAGGCUUACUCCAACUGAAGUUAAGGAUUACUUGGCUGCCAUAGCAUAACAGUGAAGUGACUGAAAAAUCGAGAAUUUCAGAUAAUCUGUCUACUUAAACAUGUUUAAAGUAUGUUUUGUUUUGCAGACUUUUUGCAUACUUAUUUCUACUUGGUUUAAAUCGACUGUUUUUAAAAUGACUUAUAAAUCCUAAUAAACUGCUAAACUCACUUCCCA
This is a messenger RNA of Sapajus apella (tufted capuchin), 942 nucleotides long. RefSeq names its product proteasome 20S subunit alpha 2 (gene PSMA2). Gene Ontology annotation, biological process: ubiquitin-dependent protein catabolic process. Bases 71 to 775 code for a protein of 234 amino acids. Gene Ontology annotation, cellular component: proteasome core complex; proteasome core complex, alpha-subunit complex. The transcript has 8 exons. The record is from RefSeq and is a predicted model, not a curated record. NCBI's taxonomy places the organism in Eukaryota, Metazoa, Chordata, Mammalia, Primates, Cebidae.